Halichondria panicea is the source of this 831-nucleotide messenger RNA. RefSeq lists its product as uncharacterized. The coding region runs from base 290 to 727 and encodes 145 amino acids. The record is from RefSeq and is a predicted model, not a curated record. Lineage: Eukaryota; Metazoa; Porifera; Demospongiae; Suberitida; Halichondriidae. The transcript is spliced from 3 exons.
ACUGUCACAGCUAGUUUUAGCAAGAGAUGCUAUAUAUACAACAUACAGCAACAUACAGCUAGUUACUGGCCUUGCUUCCUGGGCUGUCACUAUUAGAAAAACUGACUAAGUAAACUAGCUAGUUGUAAAAACAAACCAGACACCAUCAAGCUGUUUCAUUUGUCAACAGUAUGCAGCGUAUGCAUUAUCAAUUCAGUUAGCGUCGGCGUUGGAAAGCUAUAGCCAGUACAGUCUCACUGAAAGCUACUAGUGUACUAGCUGAUCAAAACCGUAGCAUUUAUAGAUCUAGAUGGGGAAAGGAAAAGAUACAGUAGAAGAUAAUCUGCUGCAAUUGGCCGAGACAUAUCCAGUGGUUGUCACAGUAGCCCCCCCAUACCCAAGCCUCCUAGCCAGCAGCAGCAGCAGUACUGAAGCUACACCAUCUAACACUAGACACAGACAGAUCUCCAACGUGUUAGUGUGCUCUUUAAUCACUCUGCUGGUCAUGCUUUGCUUCGGGACACCUCUCACGCUCGUGCUGACUGUGCCUGCCUACAUACUGGCAGAUAAGGCGGAGGUGCAGACACAAUUGAAUAAUAGACGUCGAGCAAUCAAGUACCGAGCAUGCUCAAUAGCACUCAAUAUGGCCGCCAUAGUCGGGGGAGUCACUUUGACCUGUGCACUGACCACCAGCAUCCUCAUUCACUGCUCCGAGUUUCCAGGGAGAUGUACGCUACUAAAUAACUGAGAAGCAAACUCAACAACAGAUUGUUUCUUAAUUUCCACCAUUUGUGAAAGUAUUUUUUUUCUCUACUAUGUACGCAAACAAAUCAUAAAAUUAAUUAUGAAAGC